Corylus avellana is the source of this 1479-nucleotide messenger RNA. RefSeq names its product UPF0496 protein At1g20180. The record is from RefSeq and is a predicted model, not a curated record. NCBI's taxonomy places the organism in Eukaryota, Viridiplantae, Streptophyta, Magnoliopsida, Fagales, Betulaceae.
UGCUGUGAUUGCCAACUUCUUCUCUUCUUAGCUUCACCCCACGCCAUAUAUAUACGCUAGCUCCCUAUAUAUGUACAUAAACCCAAAGAUACGUAACCCGCAUCUUCCAACUCGUAUUCCAAGAUAGGAUCCAACUCGAUCGCACUUUUUGAUCUUCAAGUUUCUUUCGACAUGUCUCUUGUGAGGAAGAUUGAUUGGUUCAAGUUGAAAUCUUGCUUCACAAGUGCUGCAGGCAGAUCACGGAAGGAAAGUGGCAGUAGCUUGUCAAGCAAGUCAAGCAAGUCGAGCGUGAAUGAAGAAUACGUGGAAGCUUUCAGAACACAGUCUUACAUGGAAAUGUGGGAAAAAGUUCAUGGCAAGCUGGGAGGAAGACGCUCUUCAUCAUCUUAUCUUCCUGAUCUCUAUGAGCAUCUCUCCGAGUAUGUACUUGAACCACGGCAAGAAACCCUGGAGGACAUGAUAGAAGGCAUGAAUCUUCAUUCCCUUCUAAUCGACUUUUUCCAAGCCAGCUUAGAAGCGUCUAAAAUGUGUGAAUCAAUCCUUCAAAGCAUCCACCAAACACGCGCUAAUUUUCAGAGAAUCAAAAGGGUUAUCAAGCUAAGCCGCGGAAGCGUUGCAGAUUUCAGUGAUGACCAAUGCAGGGCUAUUUUCAGAGAGCUCUCUGCAUAUGCAGUGUUGAAAAACCCAUUAUCAAACAUCUGCCCUGCAAAGUUUCGUGACAUCCAUGAUAACUACAUGGUGUUGUUCCGUAACCUAACAUCAAAACAUAGAAAGAUUAAAAAGAAGGCAAGAUCUCAGAGAAUUUGGAAGAGGGUUGGGGGGGUUAGUCUUGUUCUUUCAAAUAGUGCUCUUCUGAUUCUGCUGCUAAUCUUAGCAUUCCAUAGCGCGGUGGGGAUUCUAGCAGCGCCAGCACUAAUUGCUUGCUCCUUAGGCGGCGUAUCUGCGAAGAAGAUGAAGGUGGUGAGGUACUGUGGAGGAGGGCAUAAGACAAGAUUGCUUGAAAAACAUGGGGAGCAGAUUGAUGUUGCCGCCAGAGGGGUUUAUAUUCUAAUCAAUGAUUUUGAUACGAUGAGCCGGAUGAUUAGGAGGCUGCAUGACGAGGUAGAGCACCACCAAGCUGCAGCUGCUGUGUGUGUUAAGAAUAGAAAACGUGAAAUACUGAAGGAGGUUGUGAGGGAACUUCAUGCCCAUGAGUCAAGCUUUCUGGAACAAGUAGAAGAGCUUGAAGAACAUAUCUACUUGUGCUUUCUCACAAUCAACAGAUCCAGGAGGCUUGUUUUUCAAGAGAUAAUUGGUAGCACACAAGACAGAUCUUCAUUUUAUGAUGUGGAUCCAUAAGAGUACUGAAAUCUGAGAUGAAAUUCUUCACAAUCUUGUGGAAUAGAUUUCGUCAAUCAGCAACGAAGAUUAUUUAAUUUCGACUGAUAUGUCAACAAUAUAUAUAUUUAAGCCUUUCUUUUGUUUUGUUUGUAAUUUUUU